Neodiprion fabricii is the source of this 7172-nucleotide messenger RNA. RefSeq names its product discoidin domain-containing receptor 2-like. The record is from RefSeq and is a predicted model, not a curated record. The transcript has 14 exons. Gene Ontology annotation, molecular function: ATP binding; protein tyrosine kinase collagen receptor activity; collagen binding. Gene Ontology annotation, cellular component: signaling receptor complex. NCBI's taxonomy places the organism in Eukaryota, Metazoa, Arthropoda, Insecta, Hymenoptera, Diprionidae. Gene Ontology annotation, biological process: positive regulation of kinase activity; protein phosphorylation; multicellular organism development. Bases 1063 to 3828 code for a protein of 921 amino acids.
UACCGUUGGGACUGCAAAAGCUCCCACACUUGCGCAUGGUUCUAUUUCUAUAUAUGGACCGAUGUAAUUAAGAUUUGGAGCCAAACAAGAGGACCAUGGUAGGGACCAUGGAACUCCAUUAAGCGCUGCUACGAUACCGCCGUGUCUCCUGACAAAUUUAACUCACCGUCCGAUCUCGGCGUUUAACACUUUUCGUACAAUGAUAAAGAAAUUUGGGAAGCUCAAUUUUUUUUAUUUCACUCCUGAUAGCCGAAAUUAUCGCGUGUACUCAAGUCUCGAAGACUAAAUCGAUUUUCCUAUUCCUUUUACUCGUUAUACUUGCCGUGCGUAUCAUUCCGCAAUUCGUUUGUCGAACAAUCAAAUCAAUAAUCAUUUCGUUAUCUUUAUGGAAAACUAGCAAAAUACUGGAAUCAUAGACGAGUGAAUGUAAUUGGUAGGGUGUUUUCUCAAGAUGAUGUCCGCUGAUUGAAUUGAUUAUCCGUGACUGGUGAAACUGUAUAAGUUAUUCUGUCGAUUGGCUUGGAAUUGGAGAUUGGAUUGAUAUUUCAGGGUAAACCGGGAAAACCGGGAAUAGUCAGGGAAUGGACCGUAGGGAAAAAUGUAAUUUAAAAGAAAAAAAAAUCGUUUUCAAACUUUAGCUAUGCUUUGUAACUUCAGUUGAGCCAAAUUUUGGAAAUGGUAUUGUUUAAUUUCUAAUUAUUUGUGUGAAACGAAGCAUUGCUACGUGUUUUUUAAAUCCAAGUUUAUACAUUCAAGGUGCACAACUUCUGGAGCUUUUGGUCAUAAAACCUGUCCAAUAUUACUCAAGUUUUGUGGAAAAACGUCAGGGAAUUCUGAAUAUUUUUACGGGAAAAAUCAGGGAAUUUUAUUUAAUUUAGCAAAAUUGUCGCCACCCUGUAUCCGUUAUUCUUGAGGUAUUUGCGAUGCAUAACUGAUCCGAACAUUGUUAAUUCUGUUUCAGAGUAAAAUGUAACGUGUAAAAAUGUGACCAACAUAUACAGAUUAUCAUGAACUUUACAAGGCAUUCCAAUAAUGCUGCAGUAGGAUAUCGCUUUACAUAUCAUGGAAGCCGUAGGUAUAUUCAUAAAAGUACUCAUUGUCGUGGCUUGUUACACGGAUGAGCCAAUUAAAUAUGUUUUUGCGCAAUGUAUCAUUCCACUCGGCAUGGAAGAGGGAAAGAUUCCAGACAACGCGAUUACCGCCUCCUCCAGUUACGAAAUGAAAUCCGUUGGCCCCCAAAAUGCUAGAAUACGCCAGGAGAAAAAUGGUGGAGCUUGGUGUCCGAAAGCCCAAAUUAGCAGUGACAUUAGAGAAUACUUGGAGGUGGAUCUUACGAAUAAUCACCUUAUCACAUGGACUGAAACCCAGGGUAGAUUUGGUAAUGGUCAAGGGCAAGAAUACGCGGAAACGUUUUUUCUGGAAUAUUGGCGUGACCUGAAAUGGUACCAAUACAAAACCAUGAAAGGGGACAAGGUACUCCGUGGAAACAGCAACACGUAUCUGGUAGAGAAGCAAAAAUUGGAUUUGCCGUUCGUUGCCAGCAGAGUUCGAUUCGUUCCGUACAGUCAACAUCCGCGAACGGUUUGCAUGCGAGUUGAAAUUUACGGAUGUGUUUGGGAACAACAAAUCACUAAAUAUUCGGCCCCGAUAGGGGAGACUUUUGGACCCAAUGGCUGCAAUGUCGAAGACUCAUCUUACGACGGUAUUAAAAAUGGUGAUCGUAUGGUCGAUGGACUCGGACAACUGACCGAUGGUGUAUACGGAGAAGAGCCGAGCACCAUAGCCAGCAGUUUCACAAAUUGGGUUGGCUGGAGCAAUUUGAACCCAGUGGAGCUGACCUUCGAGUUUUACGAAGUACGAGGAUUUGAAAACUGUACCAUCCACGCGGCGCAUAUACCGUCCCGAAAUAUCGAGGUCUUCUCCACUGCGUACGUUUGGUUUUCAUUCGAUGGCAAGCAAUAUCAUCAAAGUUCGGAAAAGCUUGAGGUCAACGAAGAUGUAAAAUCGACUACCAGGAGCGUAUCGAUAUCAUUACAAUCCAGGAUAGGACGUUUCGUUAAAAUUGAACUUGUUCCAAAAGCUAAAUGGCUCCUCGUGAGCGAAGUCACGUUCGAUUCUGUACCGGCAUCGCGGAAUCUAUCGGACGAAUCGUUGGAACAAUUUUAUCGGGCGUGUCACAAGGAUAAUGAAACCGAACUGAGCGAUACCCAAGACUCGCAUUCGAGCUACAACAAGACAAUUUUUGAAUUGAACACCAAUUUGACACCCGACGCGUUUCCGGUCAGCAAUUCUCAGACCUACAUAGGACUUGUCAGCGGUGUUCUGACGGUAACUGCGCUUCUGCUGACUUGCACGAUUUUUUUGAUGAAGCAAAGGGGACGCAACAAAGUCGCACUGCUGCAGAAGCACACGGCCUUGUUGUGCAGAUCACCGACACACGGAAUAACGAUCAAUAUGAAAGACAUUAAAAUGCCCCCACCUGUCAUCAUCAACGGCUUAUCCCAGUCGAAAUUGUCUCUGAAAAGUAAAAUACUAUCGGUUGACAGUCACAGUCUUCGAAACGACGAUACUCUUGGUAGCGAAUACGAGAAAUGUAGCGUCUACGAAAGGACUUACAAACUUUAUUCGAAGGAGAACCUCGGCUACGAACCUCACACUCACAAAAGCGAUCGAGUGUCCAGUUGUAAGAGUGAAUAUUCGGAUUUUACAAGCGACAGUUGCUGUGACGAUAAAAUUGUCGAUCGUUUGGUCCUUACCCCGUUUCCAAUAAAAAGACUUUGCCAUACUUCGUCUAGAACUAAUCACCAAAUUUACGAAGGUUACUACGCGGCAACGGAUAUUUUGACGAUCAAUAAUAGAGAACGACAAAGUUGUUCGAAUUUGUUCACAUCCCUACAAAUUGAGGAUGCCAUACAUCCGUCGCACGUUUCUGACUCUUGUAACCUCCACCAUGUUUCAAGACAUAGACUAAAAAUCCUGGACAAACUGGGGGAGGGGAAUUUUGGACUGGUUCAUUUGUGCGAAGCUAAAGGUAUUCAUAGUCCAGAUUCAAAUACGAUACGCAAUAAACAGGUUGUGAUAGUGCGAUCCCUUUGGCGCGGAGUUACAGAUUCAUUGAGAAAACACUUUAUGAACGACAUGUACUCACUGGCAAAAAUUCGAGAUGUAAAUAUAGCUCGAGUAAUAGCUCUUGUCGAGGAAGAACCAUUCGGAGCAGUUUUUGAGUACGGCGAGCUCGGGGAUAUUCCUAGUUUUAUCAGAACUCAUGAAAAGUCGAGUGACGACAUGCCGUUAAGUUACGGAUGUUUACUGAAUUUCGUAACUCAGAUUGCCUCAGGAAUGAAAUACUUGGAAAGCUUGAACAUUCCGCACCGUGAUUUGGCUGCAAGGAAUUGUGUCGUAAGCAAGAAUAUGACCAUAAAAGUAUCAGAUCAUGCAAUGUAUUGUAGCAAGUAUGAUCAGGAGUAUUACAUAGACGACUGUUACGCGAGAGUUCCACUUCGUUGGAUGGCGUGGGAGGCAAUUUUACUGAGAAAGCAAACUUGCAGAUCCGAUGUUUGGUCCUAUGCAAUUACGGUUUGGGAAAUUCUGAUGAACUGUGCGGAAGUACCUUAUGCUGAUUUAACGUCUGAGCAAGUGUUGGAAAACUUUAGCAGAUGGUACCAUUGUGGACCAACGGAUAAGAAUCAGCCUCGUAUUCUUCCACAACCAGUUCCAUGCUCAAGAGAUUUGUAUCACAUGAUGACUAAGUGUUGGAGUAAACGUGCAGAUGACAGGCCAACCUUUGAAGAAAUCUACCUAUUUCUGAAGCGAUUGAGCUUCGAUUGAAAUGUUGUUUACACUGCAGCGUGGACCAAAUCAAUUACAAUCAGCUUAAGCAUCCGCCACUAUCACGUCUUGGAUGCUUUAGCCACUAACUCAUGCUCAACUAGAUUAUAUAUCUUGACCUUCUAAAUAUAUCAUUACUAUUAAGAUAUCCGUAUAUUGUGUGAGGAUUUUUAUAUUAAAUGUCGAAAUUACUCGGUCGACUUGGUCAAAAUUGAAAACAUUUUACUAUAUAACAUAAUCAAGAUUCAAGCUGAUUAUAAGUGUAAGUUUGGUAUAGAGGAAUAAGAUCACUUGGAGCAAUUGAUCACUAUUGGUCAAUUACGAUUGUUAUAAUUAACGUAGUUAUAGGGAUGUUUCAGGGGGAAAUAUUUCGCCGGUUAUUUUUUCCUUUCCGUUUUGAAAGUCUGUUGUCUAGUCAAAACUUCAACUUUUAACAUUCUGGGUUUCAGUUAAAAUAUCUAAUUGUCAGAGAUAAGAUGAAUCACCCUUCUUUCCUCCAUCUUAUACGUACAACUUUGUUACUGCUGUAAAGCGUUAGAACAUUCAAGAUCUCAUUGAACAAACAUUUUUUUUUCCGUAUAAUUUAAAAAUGAAUCGUAUUUGGAAAUUUACACGCAAUCAAAAUUAAAUCACUUGAUUUUUAUAAGGUUUUCUAAGCAAUAGUUAUUUGAAUGCAAAAUUUCUUUUUUGCUCUUGCUUUACAGUCAACGUUAAUUCAACAGAUUCUUCAAAAAUACCUUGGUAACGAUCCAAACAGAAGGCGAGAUAUUUAGCCUGUAUGAAAUCGUCAUUUUUGUAAUGCUAUGUUUUGAAUGUUCUUUGUUAAGUUUUCCUUACAAAGUCACGUAUGAUAAAAAAAAAACUGUAUCUUCACUGAACAAAUCGGCAUUUAUUUGAAAAUAAACGGCUCGAUUUUCCCGUAGCUUGCGUCAUUUUCGAUCAGGAUGCAUCGUGUUGUAAAAAUGACGAGUUUAAGCAAUGGAAGAUAAGUACCUAGAGUAAGAUUUUUUUUAAUUCUCUAAUUGUCACGUGAACUCAAUCACUCAAGAAAGUAGUAAAACUCGUUUUUCGUCCCGGGAAUUCGUGAUUGUAUCUGUUUUAUUAUACAAUACCCAGGCAACACGCUUGUCGAGAUCUGAGAAGUAGAAAGUUAAGGAUGUGUUGACCGAAGAAUCAGUAAAAUAAUGUUUUCGCAGCUCAAUCCUCGGACAUCCUAGUUUUUUAUGAAAGGAAAAAGUUGAACAUUAUUCACUAGUUAUAGAAAUUAUCACUAGUUUUAAUUUAGUUUAUAUGUUUUCGGUACCAGCUGUGAAGGGCACUACAUGUAUACAUAUAUUGGCGAAACCUAAAAUAUAGAUGUAAAUUCCAUGUACAGGAUUCUUUGUAAAACAUCAACAGAAUCUGACAGAAUUGCUUACAUAAGUGUCCAUAUGACUAUUCAAAACUCGAGGGAUGUCUGAAUACGAAACACUAAAACUGGUAAACAACUAAAUAUUUUCUGUGACAUUAAUUAAUAGUCGCAAUCAUACAGGCGAUUCCUUUAUUUGCCCGCCACUAAUUUCACGGACACAAUAUUCGGUUUCUAGGAUUCAGUUUUAUUGAUGGUCAAAUUAUAUUUCAGUUAAUUACUCUUGACAUCAAUUUUCUUAGAAUUAUUGUGCAAUACUUUCAUUUAAGAAAUAAUUUAUGUAGUAACAAAUUGCAAAAAUGUAUCAUCUUUUCUAAAGAUUUAGGACGCAAAAUUUUACCCUCGAGAAAAGAAAAAAAAAACACCAUAUAUGGUUCAUUCUGUCUCUAACAUUUCUCCUGACAUUAUGAGAUAUGUACAUAAUAAUAUAAUCAACAAAAAUCAUAAUACUAAACUCUUUAAAAAUGCUGCUCUUGUAGAUUCACUGCGCAAAAUAGGUUUCGUCACAAGGCAAAAAAUCAUCGAUUUCACUAACAACACGUGUCAUUGAAAUAACCACAGCCGGAAAGUAUUAUAGUUAUGAUAACCAUAUUUUUAUACUCUAGUAUCAUAAAUAUGGUCAAGUUAAUCAUAUAUAUGCUAAAGUUAACCAUAUUUCUUCUCAGUAGCUAUAUUGGCCAUACGUAUAGCCAAACCAAUGAUUUUUUGUCCGUGCAACAAUGUAGUACUAUUUGGAAAAUCAAACACAUGUACAUACAUACUCAAGCAGACAGAAUUUAUGAUGCAAAAAUUGCUAUUAUUUGUCAAAUUUUCGUCAAGUUGUUUCAAUCAUGUUCGACUGAAUCCUAAAGAAGAUUUAAAAAAAAAAGACAAGAUCUUACGAUGAGAUCUCGCAUAUAAGGUCUUAAACGAAACUUAUAUACAUACAUAUAUGUAAUGCGAGGUCUUAUAUCAGAACUCAAUUACACAUUUCAACAUUCUAUUGAGAUGACGUCUGAUAUGUAUUUAGAUACGACUAGAUAUGAGAAUUCGGGUGUGCGAAUCAUGUGAAAAUUUCAUAUUAAAUUUCAUGUACCUCAAAUUUACAGUAGGAUAAUGCCUCUUCUAUGUGUAUCAAGUGAAGUGUUCGCUGUCACAAUGACCGUUAUGUAUAAUAUUUUCUAUGAAACUCGUGAAAUUUAUAGAUCUCAUAUGGCUGUGCACUUUAUAGUGAAAUUGCAUAUGAAUUCUUGUGAAAGAUCUCACGUAAGAUCGUAUACGUCAGAUAUCACGUGAAAAUUUUCAAUAGGGUAGGUUGAUUCCCUCCCUUUUAUCCCGAAAAGUUAUCAUUAACAUCGCGCUUGUAUUUAUUAAUCGUUAUUCACCAUUUGUUCUUUCCUGUAUCCAUGUUCAAAAUCAAUCCAAGGGUGUGUACCUGGGGGUAAUUUAAUAACUUCAUCCUCCGUGGUUCGUGACAAAUGUGAUGAAUCUCGUAUUCAUUCAUCGGCAAUUAGUUGUGAAUGUUUAUCAGUUUUGUCACGGAAAAUCAGUAUUACAUAUCAGAGAUGGAACACUUAAUGCAUUUUUUUCCAGACAAAAACUUUGCCUACUUGCUUAAUUGGAAAUAAUUCGAUAAAUUUCCCAUUAUUCGAAUAAUCUUUUAGCAAAAGUUUAACAAAAAUGCAAUUUCUGAGGGACUAUCGACGUGCAGACUUGAAAAAGAACCGUGAGGUAUGACCGAUCUGCCUCGUGUAGAGUUGUUCAGUUUUGCCCUGCAAAGUGGUCUGGAAGACGGUGUUGAAGUUACUUGCAUGAAUUCCUAUUGAAACUUCAUAAUAAAAUAUAGCUACAAUUGUAAUCCAACUUUGUAAUAUGAAUGAUAUUCAAUUAAAAAUUAUAUUCUUCAUAUUUCCAGUGUUAUAAUCAAUAAAAACUGUUAUACUGUGCAAUCGGACCA